GAGAUGAUCUGUCUAGAGACUCAAUAUUUGAACAUUAAUCGAAUUCUAUUGCUGCUCCUUGGCUUGUGGCCUUAUCAACGAUCACUUCUAACUAAAGUUCAAUUAAUUUUAUUUGUUGGUAUUGUGACGACAUUUACCAUAUGUCAGUUUACAACAUUGAUAACAUCGGAAUGUACUCUAGAUUUUAUCUUCAAGGUUUUAUCUUCUGCAUUUUUCUGCAGUUGUCUUCUAAUUAAGUACAAUUCGUUUUGGAUUAACGCUGAUGUUUUAAGGAGUUCGCUGAAGCAACUUCAAGAUGUGUAUAAUGAGAUAAAUGAUGAAAAUGAAAUUGCUAUCAUACAAAAAUACGGAAACAAAGCGAAAACUAUUACGAUUCUACUUUUAACACUUGGAAUGUUCUGUGUACUUAUAUUUAUUUUGCUACAAAUGUGGCCGUACAUUCAUGACAUUGUUCUCACAAACAAAUCUCUAUCAGUCUAUCAUUCGGUCUAUUUUGAGAUUGAACUUUUUAUAGACAAAGAAAAAUAUUUCUAUAUAUUUAUGCUGCUUUAUUACUCAGCAUCUUGCGUAGGGGCACUUGCAAUUAUAGGGACUGGAACUAUGCUCAUAACAUAUUUUCAACAUACUUGUGCAAUGUUUAGUAUCGCCUCUUAUCGUAUCGAGCAGGCAAUUAGUAUUUUACAAAAGAAUAACUUGAAAAAUGAGAGAAAGAGUUGUGAAGAGAUCAUUCGUGCAGUAAACAUUCAUUGCAAGGCUAUGGCGCUUUGCCAUUUUUUAAUGUCCAAUUUUGUGGGAUCGUACUUUUUAUUGAUAAUGGCCGGCAUGAUUAGUCUGAGUUCUAAUCUUCUUCGGAUUGUAUCGCUCAACAAUAACAUGGAGCAGCUUGUAAUAUCUAUAAUUCUAGUAAUUAUUCUUUACGUGUAUUUGUUUGUAUCCAAUCAUGUUGGGCAAGAAAUUAUGGAUCACAAUGACUAUGUGUUUGUCACUGUGUAUAAUGUCAAUUGGUACAUGGCGCCAUUACAUAUACAGAGAAUGAUACUUUUUCUAUUGCAAAGAGGGACUAAAAGUUUUAAUCUGAAUCUCGGUGGAAUAUUUGUACCGUCCAUGAAAAGUGCGGCCUCGCUGACGAGCACUUCCAUAUCGUACUUCACUGUUCUUUACUCUACCCGGCAAAAUUAA
Molecule: messenger RNA, 1179 nt
Organism: Nylanderia fulva
Lineage: Eukaryota; Metazoa; Arthropoda; Insecta; Hymenoptera; Formicidae
Source: RefSeq, a predicted model, not a curated record